AUGGCGGACGCGUACUCACACGCCCUGCUCGUUGACCUCGAAGAAACCAACAUACCGAGAUUAAAAACUAAGUUAGUGAAAUACUUUCAGAGUAAGAAAUCCAGCGGAGGGGACUGUGAAGUGGACUAUGAGAAUGGCGCAACGGCCGUCCUGCGCUUCCGCAGAGAGGAGGACCAGAGAAAUGUCUUGGCGAAAAAGGAGCACCAGAUCCCUUUGGAAAAAGGCAUUUUGAGAAUGACAGUUCGAAUUCCCUCGGAGGAGAGAAAAUCGACAAAGGAAGAUUCAUCUGAACAAGGAAAAAAGAAGCAAGACAUUGCACAAGCCAAAAAACUUGAACAGAGCCAGACAGAUAAGGUUCAGAUAGAAACAAAAAGCAGUGAUGGUGAUCCUGCAGAUGAGGAGCUGUGUUCCACUUCAGCGGUUUUAGAGAAUAUUCCAGAUGAUGUAAAUCAGGAGUUUUUGGAGAUGCUCGUGGAGAAUGUGUUAAGGGAGGUCAGCUCUUCAUCCCAGGACUACGUUUUGGAAAUGAUUCCUCACCUUUCAUCUGCUGUUGUGACUCUCCAAAGUGUAAAAGCAAGCACUUACUUCAUAGCAAAAUGCCCUGAAAACAGGAUGUUUACAAAGAAGGAAUUAUUGAUCCGACCUCUAGAAGUUACAGAACAAGUAGCUGUUGAAGACAUUCAAGACAUUAAUGCAGACAUACUUCAGAUGUACUUUGAUCGUGAAGGAGGUGAUGUGGAAGAUUGUACACUCAAUGACGAAGAACAGUCUGCUGUCAUUACAUUUAAAGACCAAAGAGCGGUUAAGAAAGUGAUAAAGAAGAAGCAUUGCCUCAAACAGAAAGAGAUCAGAGUCUAUCCAUUUUACAAGUCUUUGGGAGUAGCCCUCUAUGGCAAAGACAAACCCAAACCAAAACUACCUGCAGCUGUCUCCGAGUCUGUUGACAAUGCCGUCUGGACAUACCUAACUAAAAAUCAAGAUGCCGCAGAGUCCAUCCAUACUGAUUUGGCAAAACACUUUUGUAAUGUAAAACUUGACCAGCCUACAGUGCUUUUGAAACCCAUUUCUGAACUUCUAAAGCAAAAGGAUGCCCAAGUCAUCAUCAAAGGGUGGGCAAAUACUGUCAAAUCAGCUUUUGCACAAGCAUUGUCCAGAUUCAAGUCCCUGAAAUUAAAGCUAGCAUCAGAGCAAUGGGAGGAGGCUGAGAAAGAGAUCAGGCAGACACUACUGAAUGAGAAUGUAGUUGUUGUACCUGAUAUGGCCAGUUGGGUCCUAUCUGUAGCUGGCCAGGCAAGUGAUGUGAACAGAUUAGAGAAAACUGUUUCUGAAGUUCUUAGCAAGAUUGAGCAAAGGAUUCAGAGAGAUAAAUUGAGUAAAACCCAAGAGAUCAAAGUAUAUCCAUCAAUUUUCCACAUCUUGUGUCAAGAUGGACUUAUGGAUAAAAUUCUCCAUCUCUGUCCAGAACUCAAAAUGUCAUAUGACAAGGUCAGAGCAGUUCUGCAAGUAACAGGAUUAGUUGAAGAGAUUAUUUCAGCAAGCAAAGUUCUGCACGACGAAAUGUAUGCAUUGAAACGUCAGAACUUGGAAGUGGAUAAGUUCAUUUUAGACCUGUUGAUGCAUGAACAGCAGGAAGAGCUCACAGAUGCCCUCCUCACAUCUUCUGGUAUAAAUGCAGCAUUGGAGACCUGCUCAUACAGCGUGCAACUCGUUGCCAUUUCUAACAAAGACCUCAUGAAAGCUCAAGAACAUCUGAGCAAGAUGCUGCUAUCCCAGUACAUUAAUGUUGAAGAUAUUGGUGUUCUAGAAAAGCCAGAGUGGCAGCACUUGGUCAGUCAUUUGGAGAAGGCCAACACGGAGUCUUGGAGAAGAGCUCAGAUCCAAACCAUUUCUCAGCAAGUUGUUGUGUCUGGUCACAAGGACAACGUCUUAAACGUAAGCAGCGAACUUGAUGACUUCUUAACACAGAAUGCUUCCGUUGAAGAAGCCAUUUCUGUCCAGUCAAGCGUCAUUACUGAAUACCUUCAUAUUCUCAACCCAUCUUUGUUGAAACAACUGGAAGACAAGGUGAAGGUGACUUUCAAAAAAGAGGCUAUCCUUCUGAGUGGCUCAAGAGCUGCUGUGAAAGAGAGCAAAAUCUUGGCCCAAAAGUUGGUCUCGUCUGUGUACUUUGAUAAGUUAAAGUUAUCCAUGCCCGGAGUGAAGAAGUUCUUCCAGUCCAAAGAAGCCAUGUAUGCAAACUCACUGAAGAAUGAAACUGGUUGCCUGGUCCAACUGGUCGAUGAGGCUGGUGGUGGACAAGAUCACUAUGGACAAGUACAAAAACCUGUAUACCAGGUUCAGACAUCUGAUGGAGUGGAAGUCGCAGUUUGCAAAGCAGAUAUGUGCAGUUACCCCAUACAAGCAGUAGUUAAUUCCGCUACGUCAGACUUGAAACUCGACUCAGGCCUUGCAAAAGCAAUUUCGAAAGCAGCUGGCCCUCAGAUGCAGGAUGAAUGUGACCACGUGGUCUCCUCAAGAGGAAAUCUCAAACCUGGAGAUUGUGUUGUUACUGAAGCUGGUGGGCAGCUUCAUUGCAAAAAAGUCAUCCAUACCGUAGGACCAGCUUUUGACUCAGCUAAUCCCAAGAAGAAGGAGGCUCAGCUGAGAAGAGCUGUCAGGGAAAGCUUAAGACUUUCUGAAAUGACUGGCUGCGUUUCUGUUGCUAUUCCUGCCAUUAGCAAAAAUCAAGGUUUUCCCCUCAUGCUAUGCACCACAACCAUCAUCCACGCGGUGAAGGAACACUUAGAUGAGAUGUCUGAUAACACCUUUAAAAAGAUCCAUUUUGUGGACAGUGAUGACAAUGUUGUUAAGGCUAUGGAGACAGCUGUCAGGCAGGAGUUUGGAAACCAGGGUGUUAGUUAUCCUCAACAAUCUUCCUCUCCCAAAGUUACCAGGCCUCCACUGGUAAAGCCUGUUGCAUCUAACCCCUAUCUGUGCCACAUAAAGACCAAAGAGGGCUUGGAAAUUCUUCUCACAAAAGGAAAUAUUGAGGCUGUCAAGACAGAUGUAAUUGUAAACACUAUCGCUGAAGAUCUAGACCUCAGCAAGGGGGCAGUUUCAAAGGCCAUCUUGAUAGCAGCUGGAUCCAAGCUUCAGAAGCUAGUAGAUAGCCAGAAUCCCAGUGGAAUACUUGGAGAGGUCAUUGUUACUGGUGGUUGCAAACUGAAGAGCAAAUCAGUAUUUCAUACAAUUGCUCCAAGCUGGGACAAUGGCCAAGGCACAGCUGAAAAGAUCUUAAGGGGAAUCUUCAAGGAUUGUCUGGCACUGGCCGAGGAUACUCGUGUGGCCUCCAUAUCUUUCCCAGCCAUUGGCACCGGAAACCUGGCUUUUCCGAAAGACCUUGUGGCUUCCUUGAUUUUGGAUCAAAUCUUUGAGUUUAGCAACCAAAGACAAACAAACCAUCUGAAGAGAGUUUACAUCGUCCUUUAUCCUGGUGAUACUAAGACUAUUCAGGAAUUUACUGAUGAAUUUACGAAGAAGUGCCCCAGUGGUUCUGGUGCUUUGUUGUCCAGAACUUUACCACAAAGUACAGGCCCCUUCUCUAAAGUUGUCUCUGUCUCCGGAAUGCAUGAGACUAAAAUCGGAAAUGUAACUGUGCAGGUAGCAACAGGAGACAUAACUAAGGAGACUACUGAUGUCAUUGUCAACUCUUCCAAUGACAAAUUUACCCUCAAGUCAGGAGUGUCCAAGGCUAUUCUGGAAGCAGCUGGUCAGGCUGUUGAACAAGAGAGCAAAAACCUUGGUUGUGAGCCCAACCCUGGCAUGAUCAUGACCAAACCCGGUAACCUACAGUGUAAGAAGAUCCUGCACCUGGUUGGACAGACUGACCCAGUAAAAAUUAAAAAAGCUGUGAAGGAUGCACUACAGAUGUGUGCAAAUAACUCCCACACUUCAGUGUCGUUUCCUGCCAUUGGCACAGGUCAAGGAAAUGCACAGGCUAAACUGGUGGCAGAUUCCAUGUUGGACGCAAUGAUCGAUAUGUUGAGCCAGAGCACUUCCUGCACCCUGACAAAAAUCAGGAUCAUCAUUUUCCAGCAAAAUAUGCUAAAUGACUUCUACAGCAGCAUGAAACAAAGGGAAUCCACCGACCAGAAAGAUAAAGUUGGCUUCUGGACAAACAUCGGCAACAAAGUCAAAUCUCUUUUUGUUGGUGAAAGUACUGACAAGACAAAAGAAGAGGAAUUUGUCAUUGUCCCUCCCCAGGUGGCCCCUGCUUGCUUCCAUAUCUGCAGUGACUCACAAGCUAAUACAGAUGCAGCUAAAAAGUGGAUAACUGACCUGGUUUCCCAAGAACAAAGCAGUGCUGUCAUUACAGACAGCGCUAUCUUAAACCUCUCUCCUUCAGACAGGAAGCGUAUUUCUGAUAUCCAAGACAACAUGCCAGUUAGCCUAAGAACUGAGUUCAAGGAUGAGAAAGCCUCGAUUAUCAUCGAAGGGUUCAGCAGGGAUGUGCUCCGUGCUAGCCGUGAGAUUGAUGAUACGUUGAGGAAGGUGAAGGAUGAGCAGGAGCUGAUGAAGAAUUUGGAGCAGGCAAGCGAUAAGGCAGAUUGGCAGUAUAGGCAGGGCGGACUUCCAUUUAAGAGUUUCGAUAAAGAGACCAACUACCUGCUGGAGCAAGCGAUGGAGAAGUCUCAACCACAAGUAAAAGUUACCAUCCAGGGCAAAGACUACAAUGUGGACAUUUCAAGUGGAGUAGCUACUGACAGCCAGGGACAAGUCCUUCAGACAAGGCGAAUCGACAAAUUAAAAGGUGGAGAUAUUCCUGAUGACUGGGAGUUCAUGCCACCUAACACCACCUGUGUAACUGUGGCAGUCCAGACUGGGACUCCAGAGCACACUAAAGUCCUUAAUCUAUUCAGAGCCACAUGCAAUCGAACUGUCUCCAAGAUUGAGAGAGUUCAGAACCCUGGGUUGUGGAAGAGCCUUCAGAUUAAGAAGGAAGAGAUGGAGGUGAGGAAUGGUCAUCAAAACAAUGAAAGGCUCCUCUUCCAUGGGACUGCUGAAAACACGGUGCCAAUCAUUAAUGACCGCGGCUUCAACAGGAGUUAUGCUGGAAAGAAUGCUGCUUGUUAUGGCAACGGCUCUUAUUUCGCUGUCCAGGCCAGUUACUCUUCCAGUGAUACAUACUCUAGACCCAACCAAAAAGGAGAGAAGUUCAUGUACCUCUGCCGUGUGCUGACCGGGGACUUCACAGUCGGACAAGCCAACAUGAUAGCACCUCCCUCCAAAGGGAGCAACCCCAAUGAAAUGUAUGACAGCGUUGUGGAUCAAAUGGGAACACCCAGCAUGUUUGUGAUCUUCCAUGACACCCAGGCCUAUCCAGAAUACCUGAUUACAUUCAAAUAA
This is a messenger RNA of Menidia menidia (Atlantic silverside), 5385 nucleotides long. Lineage: Eukaryota; Metazoa; Chordata; Actinopteri; Atheriniformes; Atherinopsidae. The record is from the annotation of a GenBank genome assembly.